AUGGGUUUUAGCGUUCUAGGGGUUCUAGGGUUUUCUGACACCCCGGGUUUUCUAAACCAUGCAUACUGCAGGAAGUCCAUCGUGUUCAAGUCUUCAUCCAUGUCCAUAUGCUCGAGACCGGCGUCGCCACCCCCAUGCUCGUCUUCUGCGCCUACACGACUACAGACCACCACAGCACAGCCGUACGUACCCAAACACCUGUACGCCUCGCCCAUUGAACUGGUAACCAGCCAGCCCAGGCUGAGUCCACUGGAGUGCAGGGGCCUUAUCCCGUCGCCCAGGAGCGGUCAUAUAGCCGUGUGCGAUCUCUCGGGUACGUUUUUGUACGUUUUCGGCGGCUACCAUGACCAGCGGUGCUACAAUGAUCUAUUUGCGUACCACAUACCCAGCCGCACGUGGCGUAAACUGAAGUGCACCGGCACUCCGCCGAGUGAACGCGUGUCUCACCAAGGGGUCAUUGACGGUGAGCAUCUGCUGAUAUUCGGUGGCAGCAACGUGCCGUUCGGGCAUUCCAAUCGCAAUGACUUCUACAUCUGUGAUCUCAAGCGGCUGCAUUGGGAACAGAUUGCGUCGUCUGGCGAUAUCCCCAGUCCUCGAUACGGCCACAGCCUGGUGCGCCGACAGAACAAAUUGUACUUGUUUGGUGGCACGAGUGGAUGUAUCUACUUCAACGAUCUCUACGAAUUUGAUCUGGAGCGUCGCCACUGGACGUUGCUAGAUUCCGCUGCUGGUGGUGAACUGGCUAAUGCGGCCGGUGCGCAGCCCAUGCGGUUCAUUCAUUCACACACUCGCACACCCCCCCACACACACCACACCACCCACACCCAUACCCACACCCACACCCCCACCGCUGCAUCUGGUAGUGGUAGUAGUGGCUACGCUACACACAGCGACCACACCCGUGCGCACAGCACCACACAGCCACACACACGCGCCCGCCCCACCGCACGCUACAGACACGAGGCAGUGGCCGAUGACGAGUACAUGUACGUGGUCGGAGGGGGCGUGCCUAACCCCUCUCGCGCACCCAUAGAGGUGUACACAUACCGGUUUGCUACGGGUGAGUGGCUGCUGCGUGCCUGUAAGCCGGAUGUGUGUAGCAUGCGCAAGGGCCAGGAGGAGUAUCCCACGGCCAGGCGAUCGCACUCGUGUGUGGUGUUUGGUGGACGGCUCUAUAUCUACGGCGGUACGGAUGGUCUGAAUAUGUUUGAUGAUUUUUGGAUGUUGGAGACGACUGACUUCCAGUGGAGGAGGGUGCGUUUGAAUCCCGCGACCAACUUCGCAAAGUGCUUCCACGCCGCGGACGUGACACCGCAGGGCUCAAUGUUCAUCUUCGGUGGCUGUGCAGACUCCAACGGCAACGUUCGCAGUAACGAGAUCUUCUCAGUGCACUUUGCCGUGCCGACUCUGUUUGAGCUGUGCAGACAGGCCGUGGGGCACAGCGAUCUAUUUUCACGCCCAAGUCUAUAUAAGGCAGGUGUGAACAACCGUUUCAUCGAUGAUCUCAGGCCAAGCGUCGCCUAUGACUUUGCAUUGACUCGAGAGAGUGAGAGAGACUACUUCACAUUGCGCAACGGACAUGCCGAGGCUAUGCUGUGUGACGAUUAUAUGGAUGAUGAGGAUAUCAUGGUGUUAUGAAGGAAGGACAGGAGAGAGGGGGGGGGAGACGGGGGAAGGGAUGAAGUUGUGACACAGGGAGAGAGGGAAAGGAAGGAAGGAAGAGAGGUGACGUGGGGUCACACGGCUACAGGGUUACAGAUGCGUGUGUGCACAACGCACACACCCACGCUCGGCAUGUAGAACCUCGACAUGGUAUACUUACACGCACAGCCGCACACCUCUACGCAAUCAUGGUGCAAGCAGGACACCCACACACACACCCACACACACACACGCACAUACACACACGCACACGCACACACACACACAUAUAUAUAUAUAUAUAUAAAUAUAUAUAUACAUAUGCAUACAUACACAGCCAGCCAUGUGCGUGUAUAUACAUGUGUUGCAAUGCACAAGAUUGGCGUUCACAUCACAAGGUGUAUGCUACCGUGUGUGGUGUGUGCAGCGCACACGGACCGCUCUGAGCACCCACGCACCAUCGCAUAGACCUAGUUCAAGUAACUGUAGUGGGGCUAUGCUAACGUAUCAUACUUUCGCUUUGCACCAGUCCGUCAUAGUAUGCUUCCAUACUGUUGUGCUCAUCACAUGGGAUGGCUGGUUGUAGACUGUGGGGCGGGUAAUGUGGAAAACGUCCAUUAGACACUCCGCUCACUCAUUACAAAUGAACGCCACGCGUUGGCUAUAAGAGGCACCACCACCAUGCGUAGUUGCAAAGGCGCCUAGCGCUGUACACGUGCACACACGUGCAUAUGUUUACGAUAUAUAUAUAUAUAUAUAUAUAUACAUACAUAUUCA
Sphaeroforma arctica JP610 is the source of this 2418-nucleotide messenger RNA. RefSeq lists its product as hypothetical. Gene Ontology annotation, molecular function: protein binding. The coding region runs from base 1 to 1638 and encodes 545 amino acids. The record is from RefSeq and is a predicted model, not a curated record. NCBI's taxonomy places the organism in Eukaryota, Ichthyosporea, Ichthyophonida. The transcript is spliced from 6 exons. Gene Ontology annotation, biological process: positive regulation of stress-activated MAPK cascade.